Molecule: messenger RNA, 576 nt
Organism: Mucor velutinosus
Lineage: Eukaryota; Fungi; Mucoromycota; Mucoromycetes; Mucorales; Mucoraceae
Exons: 4
Coding region: 1-576 (191 amino acids)
Biological process (GO): double-strand break repair via break-induced replication; DNA replication
Cellular component (GO): nucleus; GINS complex
Source: RefSeq, a predicted model, not a curated record
AUGGCCUUACCCCGUGCACACCAAGCUUCAUUUACGCCAAGUGAGAUUGAGUUCAUCGCCGGCAAUGAAAAGAUUCAUAUCAUUCCCAAAGCCAAGUUUGCAAAAAUGAACUUCAUUCAAGGCAAAAUAGGUCCCUUCCAGCCGCCAUUGUCUAUUGAGGUGCCUACAUGGCUUGCCCUGCUAAUGAAAAAGAACGACAAAUGCUCCAUCGUGUGCCCUGACUGGCUUAAUAUAGACUACUUGAAAAUGCGACAAGAAGAGGAGGAAAAGGACGAGGAAUUCAGCAAACUGCCUUUCCAUUACAUGGAGAUUUCACAGAUGCUUUUGGAAACUGCUUCCGACGACAUUCCCAAUGCAGAGCAGAUCAGGAAACUGCUCAAGGAUCUUCGAGAAACCAGGCAAGCAAAAUCCAGAACUGGUUUGGCUGUAUUGGACGAUAAAUGGCUCGGUAUGAACAACCUGUCUUUAAUGGAGAUCAAUGAGAUUCGACCCUUUUUCACUCGCGCCUUCAAUGAGAUGGGCAAGUUGAACUUUACCGAUAGAAGCAACCCUCAAGACGCUAACCAGACAUUCUAA